UUGGGUGCCACCGGACCAACUGCUCAUGGUUGCAAAAGUUUGAGCUUUAUUAAUUUGAACUUUGAAGAGAUUUCAAAUGGCGUCAAUGGCGUCCUGUCAUACCUUAGCUACAUUAUCUUUUAUAAACCCGUUGCCAUCUCACAAAAACACAACCCCCAUUGCCAACCUUAAAUCCCAAGAAAGGACCUUACAAUCUUCACUGGUGGGCACAGCAAUAAUCAUUGGCAAAACAAUGAGCAGCAAGAUUGGAACAACAUCUAGCUCUGCUUCUGCUUCUUCUUUUUCUACUCUUCCUUCUGCUCUUCUCUUCGAUUGCGAUGGUGUGCUUGUCGACACGGAGAAGGACGGCCACCGGAUUUCUUUCAACAACACUUUCAAAGAGAAAGAAUUGGGUGUUACUUGGGAUGUCGAUUUAUUCGGCGAAUUGCUCAAGAUUGCAGGUGGAAAAGAAAGAAUGACAACCUAUUUUAACAACACGGGUUGGCCGGAAAAUGCUCCGAAGAGUGAAGAAGAAAGAAAAGCAUUCGUAGUUUCACUUCACAAGCGAAAGACAGAGUUGUUCUUGGCCCUUAUUGAGAAAAAGUCACUGCCGCUUCGGCCAGGGGUUGCAAAGCUGAUAGAUCAGGCUUUAGCAGAAGGAGUUAAGGUUGCCGUCUGCAGCGCUUCCAAUGAGAAGGCGGUCUCUGCAAUAGUUUCAAUCUUGCUGGGACCAGAACGGGCAGAAAAAAUCAAGAUAUUCGCCGGAGAAGUGGUUCCUCGCAAGAAGCCUGAUCCCGCUAUCUAUUUAUUGGCGGCUAACACUCUCGGCGUUGAUCCUUCAAGUUGUGUGGUAAUCGAGGACAGUGCUAUAGGCCUUGCAGCUGCCAAAGCUGCUGGAAUGAAGUGUGUCAUAACCAAGAGCGGAUACACAGUUGAUGAAGAUUUUCAGAAUGCAGAUGCAGUUUUUGACGUCAUCGGAGAUCCUCCAGAGGAGCGAUUUGACUUGGCAUUCUGCAGAAGCCUUCUCAAGCAAUCUGUGAGCUAGCCUAUACAUUCAGUUUCCGACGGGUUAAUUUCAUUCAAUGCCUGUCUUCCUUCUACAAUCUUUGGAUGGUGAUUACUGAUUAGGGUUUCAGCUAAGAUGAUAAAAGAGUGCUCGUGUGCAUUUGGUAGUAGUCUGGAUCUAUGUGCAUUUGGUAGUAGUCUGGAUCUAUGAGUACAAACCGGCUCUUCUCAAUCAAACUAUGUUUUCGUUUGUGAAUCUCUCGAUAGUGAAUUAUUACCAUUAAUCAUGAUUACCGUUUGAUGAAUAUAUUCACAAAUAGAAAUUAAUCAUAAUAUAGUUGUGCUACUCUACUUUCGAUAUUGAGACACAACUCAUUCGAACCUAUAAAUCACAUACAAUUUUACAAAUAUUGUACAACGGAAUUUGGAUUUUUGGUUGAAUGUUGUAUAGAAGUGCAAUAAUAAUAGCCGACCCCACUUAGUGGGAAAAGGCUUUGUUGUUGUUGUAUAGAAGUGCAGAAGUAACAGAAGCACUGGCUAUCACUUGAAGCUUUACAACCUCACUUUUCACUUCUCAUUCUGUCAAUUUGGUUCAAAGCUGGCCCAAGGAUGUUGUAAAGCACCCAAAGUAUAGCAGGAACAAUCGGAAUUAGGAGUGCGAGGACGCGCUUGUCACCUUCUCCAGUCGCCGCAGCCACUUCUGCAGCGAACGCAGAAUCACAGGAAAUCAAGGUGGAAACAACGGCGGAGAUGAUGGAAGUAAUGCUUGGAGUUGAUAGGAGACUUGAAGGAUGUGAAGCUUUUCGGUUGAUAUUUGAUGGAGGAAAAGGAAACAAUUUUCAUGGUUGGUUUGUAAGUGAUCAUGUUUUUGGAGGACUUGAAGGUGAAGCAUCUGUGGCUGAGCGCAGCCAUGGAAGUUCCUAUCGUUGCAGCCAUACAAGCUUUUUAGGUUUGGAGACUCCUAAAUGAGAACUUAUGGUAUAUAAACUGGUUGCAAUAGCAUUUCCUAGAAUCCACAUUCUUCUACACAAGAUCAGUAAGAUUUAUUGGAGAUUCUAGGCUCUCCCGGCCGAUUUUUUGCCCUCUUAGCACUCGCCACGUGAUUUGACGUGACUAGUGCAAAUGGGGAUGAGAUAUAUUUUCGGUUGUAUAUGAGAAUCUCUGACAUAAAACGGGAAUAUACAAAUGUGAUGGUGUUAUGGUGUCUCAAA
Molecule: messenger RNA, 2195 nt
Organism: Malus domestica (apple)
Lineage: Eukaryota; Viridiplantae; Streptophyta; Magnoliopsida; Rosales; Rosaceae
Product: CBBY-like protein
Molecular function (GO): hydrolase activity
Source: RefSeq, a predicted model, not a curated record